AUGAGUGCAGCCAAUAAGAUUUCCAAGACUUCACUGGUGAACUCUCUUGCCAAAAGGUAUGAUCCUAAAGCUAUACCGAGUCAAAGGCCCACCAAUAUACAGAAAGCAUCACAGACUCCCUUAGCCCCAAAGACUCCAACAAGCAUAAACAUUAUGGAUACAAAGCUGGACUUUAUAAGCCAUAAAAUUGAAACUAUUUUGGUGGGACACGACAAUGUUUUUGAAAAGCUUGAAAAUAUCUCACAGGAUAUUCUGGACAUUGAAAAAAACAUCCAAGGGCUCAAAAUAGAAAACCCAUCAGAUGAAAAAGUGCCUCAGAAAAGUGGAACGUCAGAGCCUGAGGUUAAAGAUAUGCUUUUAGAAAUGAAAGGACAUUUUCUGGAAAUGAUCAGCCACCUUUCUUCAAUAAAUAGAUAUUCCGAAGAGCAGGCAAAAAGACUGGAUGGAGUUGAAAAGAUACUACUUGGCACACAAGGAGUGCUUCAUUAUCUAAUGGAGCAGAUUAAGUUAUCUACAUUGUUGGAGUUUCUUCAGAGAAGACAAUAUCCAGCACAAACCCCACAAGCUGACAACAUAAAAACAAAUGAAAAGAAAGGUAAUGAUAGAAAUAAGGGAAAAAACUGUAUAAAACUUGCAGAGACCAAGAAGAAGAACGUUUGUUAUUUGAAAAAAAGAAAUUAUAAGAUCAUCAAUGAUCAAGUCACAAGUGAAAAGAAGAAAAAUGCUUCCUUGAGUUUGAAGGGAACAAAGUCCUUGAAGAAAAAAAAGCCACCCGAUGCAGAGCGAUCUGUCCAAAACACGCAGUCCUGCAGCUAUAAAGAAAAGGUCCAAAAACUCAAUAGAGAAAAUGCUGAAAAGGCAUCUGUUAUACUCGUUGAGAAACGGUCUCCUGAAAUAAAGGAAGAAGAGAACUUUAUAUCAAUAGAUAUUCCAAACACAAAUGCUGGUGCUAUUGCUCAAGGUGGCUCUCCUGUUAUUUAUUGUGUUAAAGAAGAUGAGCUACCCAUGUGUGUGAGUGAUAAACCUGUUCAAGCAUUGCCAGAGGUCUGUAGCACAGCAGAGGCUGAAGAUGAAAUACUCGACAGUACUGAUGAGAACAAAGAAGAAGGCAAUCUUGUCAUUGUAGUAUCUGAUGAUGAAACAAAUGCACAAAUAGAAAAAAGAUAUGAUGAGCACAAAGUGGAACAUGAAAUUAUUUCUCAACAGAAAGAGGAUGACAAUGUCCAUAAUAGUACAUUGGAUAAAGAACUUAAAACUGUGCACGACUCCUCAGAGUCACUAGCAUCAGAAGAUCUACUCCUAACCAUCAGUGAUUCUGACACAUCUGAUCGCCUUUCUCCAUGCCUAGUGUUUAAAGACACUGAACAGGAAACAACUGCAAAAGAAAGAGUGAGGAGUAAAGAGGAAAUACAACUACUUGUUACUGAGGAAGAAGUAAAAGAAGAAUUGGAGGAGGAAGAAGAAAAAGAAGAUGAUAUUGAGGAAACAUUACAAGAAUCCAAACAAAAUGAUGAAAGCUGCCACAAUGAACAAAUGUGUAAUACUAAGAAACGGGUAACGGACGAUGAUCACUUGAAAGAAGAUAACAAGAAAGCAGAAAAGAAGCAAAAGCCACAGCAGAGAGCACCACUAGAGGACAGUGAAGAAACAACAGACAAUUUGAAACAAGAGGAGCAAAUAAGUGACAGCACUGAAAAAAAUAAGGAAUCUUUCAAAAAGGAAGAAGAGGGAUUGUUAAUUCUUGAUGUCACACCUCCGCCACCAGCCCCUUUUGAUCACAGAAUUGUCUCAGCCAAACAUUCUCAGAUUAGUAACUUUUACUCCGUGGAAAAGACGCACUUGCUUGGUGGUGGGAGAUUUGGACAAGUGCACAGAUGUGUAGAGAAAACCUCAGGGCUUACCCUCGCAGCAAAAAUCAUCAAAGUCAGAGGACAUAAGGAAAAGGAAGAAGUGAAAAAUGAGAUACAAGUCAUGAACCAGCUGAAUCACACUAACCUCAUCCAAUUAUAUGAUGCCUUUGAGUCCCGAAAUGACAUCAUUCUUGUGAUGGAAUAUGUAGAUGGUGGAGAAUUAUUUGACAGAAUUAUUGAUGAGAAUUGCACCCUCUCGGAAGUGGACACAAUAUUAUUUAUAAAGCAAAUCUGUGAAGGGAUUCAGUACAUGCAUCAAAUGUACAUCAUACACUUGGAUCUUAAGCCAGAGAACAUUAUGUGUGUGAGUCGAGCAGAUUACCAGAUCAAAAUUAUUGAUUUUGGCUUGGCUAGAAGGUAUAAGCCAAGGGAAAAAUUGAAAGUGCACUUUGGCACUCCAGAGUUCCUUGCCCCUGAAGUUGUGAACUACGAUUUUGUCUCUUUUCCCACAGACAUGUGGAGUGUGGGAGUCAUUGCCUACAUGCUGUUGAGUGGGCUCUCACCGUUUUUGGGGGAAGAUGACAAUGAAACACUAAACAACAUCAUUGUAUCUCAAUUUGACUUUGAAGGAGACGAAUUCCAAAAUAUCUCAGAAUUUGCUAAAGAUUUCAUCUCUAAGUUGCUGAUAAAGGAAAAGUGCUGGAGAAUGAGUGCAAGUGAAGCUAUAAAACAUCCAUGGUUGACAGACUCCAAAUUGCACUACACAAUUAACCAGCAGGUUGCUUCAAAGAAAAAAACUAAAAGCUGUACUGUAUCUGAGGCACCGCUGGGCAAGUGACAUAUUCCAGACUAGUAAUGAACAGAAACACUGCUGUGUGGCGUCUGCUGUGAGACAUUUGAGCAGUUCUGGUGCUGUGACCUUCCAUGAGAUGACUUGGGCAUUUACCAGCUGGACCAUUGCCAUCAACUAAGGGCGGGUCUUGGCAUGACAAGGCUAACUUCACCACUUCCUCUCUCACAUGCUAAAAUCGCUGUGUUCAAGAAUCUUACCAGCUAUUUCCAAGGGUUUGAGAUGUUCAAAUGUCCUUUACUGUGUCUGUAACACAGGUGUAUGUGUCUAAAUGCUUUCUAUAAAUGCAUUGGUUUGUGGUUGUUAAAGUUUAAUUUUUUUUAUAACAUUCACAACUGUACUACAUGCCUGAAUCAUGGCUCUCUCCUAUCAUACACUCUACUUACUUACACAUAUUUGUGCUAAAUAAGUGUAUGCGACAUUGGAUAUCAGGCUGUCCCACCCUUUUACCCUGGAAUGCUCUUCGUGUUUCCGUUUCUGGGUGGCCUGUUUUUCAAUAAGAUGAGUCAUUUGCAAUCUAAUAAAUGGAUGAAUCACACUCAUAAGCAAUAAGUCAUGUGUAGUGUAGAUUCCUUGUAAUCAUUGCGUUGGAGGAACCAUAUUUCUCUGCACUUGGUGACACUUUUGACUGGACCAACUUGAUAUUUAUAAUGUAAAACUUUGGCUUUGGUAUCUAGAAUAAAAAAGGGAGAGCAAUAUUGCAGGACCGUGGGUGAGUGAAAAUUCCCCCAGAUUCAGGGCUGUAAGGAGCUGGGCUGGCGGCUGCACCAGUUCCUCCAGUAUCUAAUCCGGAAGCUUAACUGGAGGUAGAGGAAAAAGACCAGGACUGUUCGCGGUACCGCUGGGAAGGCACGCCUCUAAAGAAGUGGAGAUAAGAUGAGAGGAUUUAUUGGUGUUUCAAAGCAAUGCAUUUCAGGAUUGGAAGGAUCCCUUUGUCAGGAAGAAUACACUAUCAGGUGGUGUAUUCUGCCUGAUGAAGAGAUCUGCUCUAUCCCAAAAUGCAUUGCUUUUAAAGAAGAAUAUGGACUUUCAUUUGAUCUUCACUUCUUUGGAGUCGUGCCUUCCCAGCAGCGCCACAGACAGUCCUGGUCUUUUUCCUCUAUCUCCAGUAAAACUUUGGCGUUGUCAGACCUAAGAUAUUUUGUUGCUAUCGUCUGAAAAAAAAUGUUGCCUUUGUAUGGUUGAUAUCAUAUUGCUUUAGCUCAUAAUGUUUCUAGUUGGUCCAUCAAAACAUGUCCAAAAUGAGCUCAGUGUGUUAAUACAGACAUUUUAACACAAGGCAUUCAUGCCAAAAGCAAAGUGCCAGGGAUAAUCAGUUGACGCAGCAGAUUUUUUCAGUCUGGAUGAGAAUUUUUAAAAUCUCAUCCACAUUGCUGAUACCAUAAAAGACUGCGGAUGUGCCACAUGCAAAUCCGCUGUGGCAAAUUUGCAGUGUUCAUGCCCCAUGUGGACAUAUCCAUAUAUGUAAAACUAGAAUAUAAAAUUGCAGCAGGAAACUUCAGAAUAGGUGUUCACCACUUGAAAAGUUUUAAAUUAGUGAAUUUAAUAGAAAUUUGUAUCUAUUGACUUUAUUUGAGAAUUCACAAUAGUCUUUAGAACUGAAAACGUACUUCUUUAAAAAGAUAGAAUGAUCCAUAAACUGUAAAAAUUUAAAAGGGUUAGCCCAUGAACAGCAUGCAUUACCUAUAGAUAUAAUACAUGAUAAAGGUAUGAUCACUGGGGGUCUGACCCAUGAGAAUGAGGGACCUCAAGCUCCUUUGUGAAUAAACCAGUAGUAGGAACGUGUGACCACCGCUCUAUUCACUUGUAUCGGACUGCUUAAGAUAGCCAAGCAAUGUAUUUUGAGUGACCUCAAGUCCCCUCUGUGAAUAAAGCAGUAGUAAGAACGUGUGACCACUGUUCUAUUCACUUCUUUGAGACUGCUGAAGAUAGCCAAGCGUUGUACUCAGCAGUACCAUACAAGUGUAUGGAGCAGUGGUCACACAUCUACAUUACUACUCCAGUCACAUCGGGAAGGUGGGCAUCCCUGUCCUCAUGAUUGGUGGGGGUCCCACCAUUCAGGCUCCCAGACAUCAUACGUUUAUCAUCUAUCUGGUGGAUAGGUGCUAAAUGUUUUUAUGGGCCAGCGCCUUCAAAUAAAGAAUCUGCUUUAAUUCCAGAAAUACUGUAGCUCCAAUCUUAUCUAUGGGUUGAAACUGAUAUUGCAACUGAAACUGAUUCAGUUGUAUGUGAGCCGCAAUACUAGACUCAGCCCAUGGAAAAUCUAGUGCAACCUCUUUAAACACUGCUUUGUAUUUUCUAUUACUAUAACGGCACAAGGCUAUUAUAUUCAUUUUUUGUAGCCAAACAAAUGCUUUGUUAAUACCUCAAUUUCCAGUUCUUUACAAUAUUUGUACAUCUAACCUCACAUGAACAAUUUCCAGCUCUUUACAACAGUAAUUGAAAUGAAAAUGCUGGCAGGUAAUAUGAACCAAAAGUGCUUGUGUAUUGCUGGCCUGAGCUGUAGGGAAUAAUGGACUGGACUAGCCCAACACCAUUUCCUUUUGGAAUGUCUCAGAUGGUUUUAAACAAGAUUUCCUAAAGGAAUAUGAACCUCUGCACACAAUUUCAGAUAUGCAUCAGAAGAUACAGUAGCAUUGGUGGUGUUCUCUGUGUGGGGACAUCCACUGAUUAAUAAAAAGAAGCCAGCUUCUGGAUAAAAGAUUAAUAAAAAGAAGGAAUUAUAUAAUGCAGAGACAUCCUUAUCUCUGAGCUGUAUGCUGCUGGACGCCACUGACGUCAAUGAAAGCUAUUAUACAGUAUAAUACAUAUCACAGUUGAAACUAUGAGUUGCAUAAAGAUAAAAGUAGCUAAACUAUAAAAGGAAGCUCACACCAACUACAAAAAUGAUUGUGUGUGUGUGUGUAUAUAUAUAUAUAUAUAUAUAUAUAUAUAUACAUAUAUAUAUACAUACU
Bufo gargarizans (Asiatic toad) is the source of this 5654-nucleotide messenger RNA. It is a transcript of the gene MYLK4, whose product is annotated as myosin light chain kinase family member 4. Lineage: Eukaryota; Metazoa; Chordata; Amphibia; Anura; Bufonidae. Gene Ontology annotation, cellular component: cytoplasm; nucleus. Gene Ontology annotation, biological process: intracellular signal transduction; positive regulation of apoptotic process; protein phosphorylation. The record is from RefSeq and is a predicted model, not a curated record. Gene Ontology annotation, molecular function: protein serine/threonine kinase activity; ATP binding.